CGUGAACCGCCUCUCCGUCCAGCGCUAGUAGAGGAUUCUUAUAUUAUUUUGUCUUGUUUGUUUGUUUGUUUGUUUUAAACGGUUUAUUUACUCCUCGGUGACUUGGACAUGUACGGAGAGCAAUGUUAGCGUUUAGUUUAAAAGGCGAGCCCGUGAAAGCGAGCCGUUGCUCAUUGGCUGCGUCGUGUAACGGAAAAUGGAUCCAAAGAAAGCUAGCUAGCUGUGGCAAAGUUUGUGUGUGGUACAGUAGAUAGAGAGGUGUGUGUGUGUGUGUGUGUGUGUGUGUGGAGAGUUGUGAAGGAAGUAACGCGCCUGCGGAUGAAGCUGUCAGCCAGGAAUAAGAGCUUGGUGGUGUUGGUUUUCCAUUUAGUCCAAGACGAGACGUUUCACGAAAUAAAAACAAAACAAAAGCACACAGCUGUAACAGACGCGCUGAAGACAUCUGAGUGAAACAUGACGCCGUGACCAGAGUGUCUCAGUGUCUCUCUCCCCCUCUCUCUCUCUCUCUCUCUCUCUCUCUCUCUCUCCCUCCUGUUUGGGCAGCUCCUGGUUCAUUUCUCGCUUUUUGCGUGGCACACUACUCUUGUUUUGCAAGCUGCUCUGACUGUUUGGAUCCAGGAAAUCCUGAUCACACCGAGACAACAGUCUAAUUCAGAUUUAAAGGCGUUGAGAAGCUUAAACACAGCCGACUAAUACUAACUUACAGGAGCUCUACCUUUUUUAAACCAUUGGAUCCAAAUAGAGGAAUAGUAGUAGUAGUAGAAGUAACACGUUGUUUUCAACACAUCAGGAUCUGAAUGACCAAAUGUUAUCAAAGGUGAUUUGACAGCUUUGCUGCAUCUGCUUCAUGUGUACAUUUUGAGGGGCUUGAAGACCUGAGGUUUCUGUGACCGCCAUCUUCUCUGAUGGAGCUGUGCCUGGCCUGCUUGCCACUUGUCACGUUGCUGACCCUCCUGAACUCUGAGGUCACACCGUCCCUUGCCCAAAAAGUUUACACGAACACAUGGGCCGUCCAUAUCCACGGAGGAGAGGAGGAAGCCAAUCGGCUUGCAGAAAAGCAUGGUUUCAUUAACCACGGCAAAAUAUUUGGAGAAUACUACCAUUUCCGGCACCGCAGGGUGGUGAAAAGGUCUUUAUCUGAACACAGAGGAACACACAUUCGCCUGCACAGAGAACCCCAGGUAAAAUGGGCAGAGCAGCAAGUGGUGAAACGAAGGAAGAAGAGGGACAUUUACUCCGAGCCAGUUGACCCAAAGUUUGCACAGCAGUGGUACCUGUACAAUAGCAACCACCGUGACCUCAACGUGAAGGAAGCAUGGAAGCAGGGUGUUACGGGACUGGGUGUGGUGGUGUCCAUAUUGGAUGACGGAAUCGAGAAGAACCAUCCAGACCUUGAGCUUAAUUAUGAUCCUGAUGCCAGCUAUGACGUGAAUGACGGCGAUCCAGACCCUCAGCCUCGAUAUACCCAGCUCAACGAUAACCGACACGGCACACGAUGUGCUGGAGAGGUGGCUGCUGUUGCCAACAAUGACAUCUGUGGUGUUGGUGUAGCCUACAAUGCCAAGAUUGGAGGUGUGCGUAUGUUGGAUGGAGAGGUGACCGAUGUGGUGGAGGCGCAAUCUCUCAGCCUCAACCCUCAGCAUAUAGACAUCUACAGCGCUAGCUGGGGGCCUGAGGAUGACGGCAAAACCGUGGAUGGCCCUGCCAAGCUGGCAAAGGAGGCUUUUUUUCGAGGAGUAACCGAGGGUCGCGGUGGGCGAGGCUCCAUCUUUGUGUGGGCAUCUGGUAACGGUGGCCGGGAGAAAGACAGCUGCAACUGUGACGGCUACACCAACAGCAUCUACACACUUUCAAUCAGCAGCAGCACACAGUACGGCAAUGUGCCAUGGUACAGCGAGGCCUGCUCCUCCACCCUCGCCACCACCUACAGCAGUGGAGGACUCAAUGAGAAACAGAUUAUCACUACAGACCUGAGACAGAAGUGUACAGACUCCCACACAGGCACCUCCGCUUCAGCUCCUCUGGCUGCAGGCAUCAUAGCCCUCGCCCUGGAGGCCAAUAAAAACCUGACAUGGAGGGACAUGCAGCACCUGGUUGUGAGGACCUCUAACCCAGCUCACCUGAUCACUAACGACUGGAAGACUAAUGGGGUUGGACGCAAAGUAAGCCACUCGUAUGGGUAUGGCCUGCUCGAUGCUGCUGCCAUCGUGGCCCAGGCUAAGAAUUGGACCAAUGUAGGCCCUCAGCAGAAGUGUGUCAUCUCCAUGGUGUCUGAGCCCAGCAACAUUGGGAGCCACCUGGUGAUCACCAAGAGUGUGGAUGCAUGCUUUGGCAAGCCCAAUUUUGUGAGCUCUCUGGAGCAUGUCCAAGCCCAGCUCACACUGUCCUACAACCGUCGUGGAAACCUGGCCAUCUAUCUGAUCAGCCCACAAGGCACCCGUUCGACUCUGCUCGCCCCGAGACCUCAUGACUAUUCCUCUGAAGGCUUCAACGACUGGGCCUUUAUGACCACCCACUCAUGGGAUGAAGACCCUCAGGGCAAGUGGACUCUGGAAAUUGAGAAUGUGGUUGGAACCAGUGACUACGGCACUCUGACUCAGUUCAUGCUGGUUCUCUAUGGCACUGCGUCCACACACAAUUCCAUCCAGGUCCCUGAAGACGGCUGUAAAACCUAUGACCUCAGUCAAAUUUGCACAGAGUGCAACCCCGGGUUCUACAUGUACCAGCAGAGUUGUGUACGCAAGUGUCCUGCAGGCUUCGCAUCAGUCUCCUACUCUGAGGUUUCCUUCUAUAAUGAGGUGGGUCCUGGACUGCAUCCAGCCUGUGUACCCUGCCAUGAGCUCUGCCUUACCUGCAGUGGCAUCGGGCCACAGGACUGCCUCUCAUGCCCUCCCAACAGCCACCUAAACGCUGGCACCUGCCAGCACCUGAAGAUUCAGCGUGAAUCGCCUGAUGCUGAUUUGUUCCAGUCACGUGGCAGCGCCUCUUCUGGUAUCCUGAAUCUACAGCUCUCGUCCAGUCUACCUGCCACUGUGGCAGUACUCUGCUGUGCCUUUAUUGCAGCCACCUUUGUUGUGGUGUUUGGCCUGCUCCAGUUCCGCUCAUAUAGCCUCACUAAAGUAUACAGUUCUGAAGCCAGCGUGGGAUCCGUAAUGCGUGCCAGCUUCGGCCUGGGCAUGGCACACAACGGCAUCAUUUCAUACAAGGGUAUCCCAAGCGUGUGGAACGAAGACGGGGGCAACUCGGAGUCUGAGAAUGACGAGUUCGACGUCCACAAUGAGAGAACUGCCUUCAUCAAAACACAAAGUGCUCUUUAACCCUUUCCCUCACAUACUUUUUUCUAUCUCUCCUCUCCUCAGCUAUUUUCUUUUAUUCUUUUUGAAGAUACGGUCUUUCACAGGCUUGUCUCCCCUUUUUCUUUUUGAUUUGAUCCUGCCGUUUGUUUGUUUUCUCAUCCCAUAGUGGUGAGCUGUAAUGUCAGGGCCACUCUGAACACACCCUUUUCUUGCUCACCUGGCCUCGGUGCCUCGAAAGGAAAGCCUCCAUGGCUGACUGGCUGGAGGAUGAGACAAAAAAAAAAAGAUCGUCUCCAAGCUUGCCAGCUGGACUCUCCAAAGCCACAAUAAACACAAUGAUUGUCAUUUAGUCUCCUCUUCUUUUUUUUUUUUUUUUUUUUUUUUUCAGUCCCACUGCAUUGCCCAAUAAGAUCUAAGAAAGAAAUCCUCUUAUUGUGUGCAUCAGAAGUGUCUGAUCUGACCAAAUAGUCUGAGUCUUAAUCGCAGAUAGGGAAUCAUUUGUGAAUUGUGCUCUUAUGCUGGGGUUAUUUUCAAAAAGUUGCCCCCUUUUUAUAUAUAAAUUAUGCUUCUUCUCCCCCCGAAUGUUCUCUUGGGACUUAUCGAGCCUGGCAUAGUUUCAUUAAUAAUGCGCGCACACAUUCACAAUGCAGACCCUAAGCCUAAUUCUCCUGCAGAGAAUUUCAAAUGGUGAGUUCGUUGUUCUUUUUCUUGAAGGCAGUUUACACUGCUGUGACCUCAUGCUCUCUUUCCGACUCCCUGAAGUUAGUUUUGCAGCACUGCUCUGAAAUGAACUCCAUUUGAGGCCUUGGGAGAAACUCUAGCAGGGUUUCUCAGGAUUGCACUGAUGAACCCUGAGAAGCGAUAAGGCAACUUUGCUUCCUUCGAAUGUUAGUUUCAUUUGUCUUUAUAUCAUAUGUGGACAUGGGGAGUUCUGUUUUGGCAGUAAGAGAGUGACUUUUUGCGAAUGAAACUACAAGGGCUCAAGUGAACACUUCAAUGCAGCUAUUGUGUGAGGCAGGGUAUCGGAGUAGAAUAUUCUAGAUUAAUCUGGUUGGAGAAAUGAUUAAAUUGGGCAUCAGGUUAUUUCAGUUUGCCUUGAGUGAUGUGGUUACUCAAACCAAGUAAUGGUUUGGCCUAAUUCGGUCUAUUCCCUUUAUGCUGAAAUACUUGUGGUUUUAUAUAGGUGUUGAGAGCCGGGUUUUAAAUACUUUUUUUUUUUUUUUUUUUUUUGAAUUAAGAGUAAAGUGAGAGUGCCUGUGUGUGCACAGAAGGCUGUUGGGUCAUGGAUGGCUCUUUUUGAGAUUCCACACCUGUUUUCAUAUUCAAUAAUUGUAGCAUUUAAUAGCAAAUGAUGGGUGGUUUUUUUUUUUUUUAAACCACAUCAGUCUUUUCAAGCAUCUUCUAGUAACAACGCAAAAACUCCGCCAGGUUUGUUUUUUGAAGGUAUGGUGUGUAAGAAUGCAGUUUGGAUUAGUUAAAAUCCUGCUUCUUCCACAAGCCUGCUAUAGAUGAUAUGUACCAUAUCAAAUUCAUAGUGCUGUGUUGUGUGGGUUUUUUUUUUUUUUUUUUUUUUUAAAUAAAUAGCCUUCACUUCAGGUUCAGUCUCUAACAUAUUAAAUUGUCAUGUCAAAAGCAUUACCAUCUCCCUGAAUAUCUCUCUCUCUCUCUCUCUCUCUCUCUCUCUAUAUAUAUAUAUAUAUAUAUAUAUAUAUAUAUAUAUUCCCCCCCCCCCCCCCUUUCAGGCUGUAUGUGUGCUUGACUUUAAUUAUAGCACUGUUAAGAGCAAUAGGAUUUUUCUAGAAGUCCUUAUCUACUCAGUUGAACAUCUUUAAUUAUAGUUAGUAAGUAUUCUUUUAGAGAAUAAGACCUUCCAUCCUUUUAAAUAUUCAUCAACUAAAUCCUGCCUUGGAGAUUUAUAAUUUACUGAAACUUUUAAUAUUGUUUACCCGUUCUGUGUUUUCAUUACCUCCAAAAUGGUCAUUGGGUUGUCUUUUUUUUUUUUUCUCCACAUUUUUUCCUGUUUGUUUUUAAUACACCCUAUUUCACUUUUCCGAGUUUAAUGUAAAUGACACGUAUAUAUUCACAUUUUCUUGUUUUCCUUUGGAUUGAAUUCCCCUUUUCCUUUGCUUUUUCUUUAGUGUGUUCUGUCUGGCUUAAAUUAAUAUACACACUGCAUUAUUUAUAGGAAUCAGAAUGUCAGAGUGCACUAAACAGUAUGCAUCUGAUGAACACUAACUUAAUUUCCAAACAUGAGGGAUUAUUUGGGGGGUGGAAAUUUAUCACACAUCUCUAUAUAAUGACUUCAUGACAUGAAGUGACUUAGACUUUGAUUAUAAUUAAUGGAAUUUAGUGAAGUACUGAAUGAAAGAUGGAGUUAGGAUCUAUUGCCAUUCUGAAUAUAAUGUUACAAUAUGAGCCCUUUGAGAUGAAAGAUUUGACGGACCUCAUCCUACAUUCACACUAGCAGGUGAAAAAGCAACAGGGGACCUCAUUUCCUUUAAAGAGACAUUUUUAUUUAUGUAAAUUGGUUAUAAAAUGGUGAAGUGGCGAAUUCCUUGGAUUUGCCUUCUGUCAUAAUUUUGUAUCUGCAUUUGGUUCCUGUUUUGUUGCACAUUUAUCAGUACAAUAGGCAGUAAUAUGGCAGACCUCCAUUCUACAAGAGACAAAUUUGGAAUGACAUCAGCAACUUAUCACUUGCCAGUGUGAUGUUUGAGUUGUGUCUCCAUGUUCAUUUUUCCAUAUUAUUACCCUAAGUGUAAGUGUUGCUAGUAAGACUAACUCAGCUGGAUGUGUGCCGUAUUGGGCUGUGGUGUUCAAAUAACGAUAAGGUCUGGUGUUAAACCAACAACAUGGCUUAUUCUUAUGAAGGUCGUCUUAUUAAACCAAGCAUUAAGCACCCACAGAGUCCUGCAGGAUUAUUGGGCUUUGUGGAAGGCAUGACCAAAGACAGGAACGUGAAAUAUGUGCACGCUACACAGGCGAGUAAAACUGCAGGAUAGACUCGCUUGAUAAAUAGGAAUUAUUUUCAUUCUAACUUUUACGAUGGGUGUGAUCUUGACAGAUUCAGUAGAGUCUCUCUCACACACAUACCAAACCUGUUUUCCACCAUGCACUUCUCCUGUGCCCAGCUUGAAGAGUUAACAAGUCCUGUUGAAAGACAUUAGUAUAUAUCUGAAACAACUACUACAUUAAUAUAAAAUAAGACCUAUUUUUGUGCAUUGUCAUAUUCAUGUAAUUUAAAGAUUUUGCCUUUUUAAUUGUUUUCUCCUUUUUAUUUAAUUGAUGUCAAUAUAUGAAUUAUAGAUUUAUGAAAAAUAAAGAUCUAUGCAAAGUUA
This is a messenger RNA of Neoarius graeffei (lesser salmon catfish), 6631 nucleotides long. RefSeq names its product furin (paired basic amino acid cleaving enzyme) a (gene furina). The transcript has 16 exons. The coding region runs from base 906 to 3317 and encodes 803 amino acids. Gene Ontology annotation, cellular component: trans-Golgi network; Golgi membrane. Lineage: Eukaryota; Metazoa; Chordata; Actinopteri; Siluriformes; Ariidae. The record is from RefSeq and is a predicted model, not a curated record. Gene Ontology annotation, molecular function: serine-type endopeptidase activity. Gene Ontology annotation, biological process: peptide hormone processing.